Aspergillus vadensis CBS 113365 is the source of this 2021-nucleotide messenger RNA. Its product is annotated as putative transcription factor. Gene Ontology annotation, biological process: regulation of DNA-templated transcription; DNA-templated transcription. The record is from RefSeq and is a predicted model, not a curated record. NCBI's taxonomy places the organism in Eukaryota, Fungi, Ascomycota, Eurotiomycetes, Eurotiales, Aspergillaceae. Gene Ontology annotation, molecular function: zinc ion binding; DNA-binding transcription factor activity, RNA polymerase II-specific; DNA binding. Gene Ontology annotation, cellular component: nucleus. The transcript has 3 exons. Bases 1 to 2010 code for a protein of 669 amino acids.
AUGUCCUCAUCUUCCGGGACUCCCGCUCCAAAACCUCGUCGACGACGUGAUAAACCUCAAUUUUCGUGCAUUGCAUGCCGCCAGCGCAAGUCUCGAUGCGAUCGACUACAGCCCUGUACCAGCUGCGUCGCACGCGGUCACUCAUGCGUCUAUGUGGCCCGGAAGCCACCAGCAUCCCCAUUGCAGCCUACGCCCGUUGGAGCAGCUGCAGGACUCCAUGACCGGCUAGUCCAGUUGGAGCGUCUCGUUAAGUCCUUAAUGCCUGACGGAGUCAAUAAUGAUGAGGUCCGACAGCUUGCCACCCCGGAUACCACUCCCAGCAGCAGUAUUCGACCAGGGUCCGGUGGUAGUGUACUAGAUGCACAGUCGGAUUGUGGCAGCAUGCAAAUCACCGAUUCGGAGCUUCAGUAUGUGGCCGGUGAGCACUGGGCGGCCAUUCUGGAUAGCAUUGCCGACCUGAAGGCGCACUGUGACCGUGAAGAACAAAUCAAAAUGGCCGAGUCUAUUGAAAAUAUGAGUGUGAAACCAUCACACCGACAUGCGUUGUUGCUAUAUGGAUGUGAACGGGCUGCCUCACGGGCUGAAAUCGUCGCCGCAUUUCCACCAAAGGCCGCUGUUGACCGGUAUAUUUCGAAGUAUUUCAACUAUCUCGAUCUGGUCGCUUCUGCGGUGAUGGCCUCCGACGUAACCGACAGCGCCGAAGAAGAGCAGAAAACGCUUCAACUCGAACUCUACCGCGAGAAAAUCGUCCAGUGCCUCAUGAUAGGCGAAUACACCAAGCCCGGCCCCUACGUCCUCGAGACCCUAGUCCACUACGUAUACAUCGAGUACGGAAUCAACCCGGACGCGAACCGCAACAUCUGGUUCCUACUCGGCCUCGAAGUCAACCUCGCCAUGCGAAUGGGCUACCACCGCGAUCCCAGCCACUUCCCCAAUCUUUCCCCAUUGCAAGGCGAAAUGCGCCGUCGUCUAUGGACCACUGUCCUAACAAGCGACAUCCUCCUAUCCAGCCAAAUGGGCAUGCCGCGAAUGAUCUCCGACUGGAAAUGGGAUACCGCCGAGCCACGAAACCUCUUCGAUACAGACUUAACCCCAUCCCUAAUUACACUACCCCCCAGCAGACCCGAAACAGAACACACCACUACACUGGAACUCAUCGCGCGAAGACGCAUGCUCCUAGCCCUAGGCAGUAUAUCCAACCUAGCAGACGCAGUCCAACCAGCAAGCUACGCAGAAGUAAUGCAAGCGGACAAGACCCUUCACGACGCCGUCUCCAAUAUCCCUCCCCCUCUCCGCUUCAAACCCCUACAAGCGAGCAUGACCGAUUCCUCACAGGUGAUCAUGUCCCGACUGUUUCUCCAACACCUCCUAUUCAAGGGGCAGAUCAUGCUCCAUCGUCGGUUCCUCAACCUAACCACUCCACCGGCCGGUGGUGAACCACACCCAGAAAAUCCCAACUUCGCAUACUCCCGCACCGCCUGUACCGACGCAUCACUCGGCGCUCUACGUAUCCAACACAUCCUCGACGAGGAGACUUGCAGAGGGGGUCAAUUACAUGAUAUGCAUUGGCGGAUCACGUCUAGUAUGACGCAUUUGUUUCUGACCGCGACGAUGAUUCUUUGCUCGUUGGUACAUCGGGGCAAGCCGAUAGAUAGGGGAGAGGAGGUGCUGGAUGCCUUGAGAACGGCGAGGACUAUUUGGAUGCGUCGUGGAUCGACGGCGACUUCGCGCGAGGCGGCGAGGGCCGCUGAGGUUGUUAACCUUACUCUUGCGCGGGUGGGGGAGCGUGGUUUUUCUGGGGAUGGUGCGAAUGGGAGGGUGUGUGGUGGUGAUGGCGAUGGUGACUUGGGGGUGAGUCAGAGUGUGGGUGUAGAGGAUGUUGAUGAAAGUAUGAUGCCGUCGAUGUUGGUCCCAGAAGAGGAUGUGGGAUUGGAUUAUGCGUUCUCUAUGGAUGACUGGUUGCAGGUGCAAUGGCCGGGUGCGGAAAAUUUUGAUACUUACUCCCGCUGAGGAUAUACCAG